Molecule: messenger RNA, 1134 nt
Organism: Chlorella variabilis
Lineage: Eukaryota; Viridiplantae; Chlorophyta; Trebouxiophyceae; Chlorellales; Chlorellaceae
Exons: 8
Coding region: 44-961 (305 amino acids)
Biological process (GO): photosynthetic electron transport in photosystem I
Cellular component (GO): chloroplast thylakoid membrane
Molecular function (GO): oxidoreductase activity, acting on iron-sulfur proteins as donors
Source: RefSeq, a predicted model, not a curated record
AGCCCUCUGAUCUUUGGCGCGGCUUCGUUCCAGGCCCACCAGUAUGCACGCAACAGGGUUCUACAGCCGCGCGCCACCCGCUCGUGGCGCCCUUGCAGCAGCGGCCCCAGCCACCCGCCUACCAGCGCGGCUAGCGGUCAGGGCAAGCGCCCAGAAGCAGCCUGCACCCCUCGCCAGCGUGGACGAUGCAAACAUCAAUCAGUUUUGCAGCCUGGAUGCCGACGGCAAGCGCAUAGCCCCCAUGACGCUCGGGGAGAAGGAGCAGGUCUUUCUGGAGGCUCUGUCGGCGUUUUACUACGAUGGAAGGCCAGCCAUCACAGAUGAGGAGUUCGACAUGCUGAAGGACGAGCUGGUGUGGUCGGGCAGCAAGGUUGCGGUGCUGAGCACCGACGAGCAGCGGUUCCUGGAGGCCCAGAUUUCGUACAACAAGGGCAAGCCUGUGAUGAGCGACACCGACUUUGAUGCGCUGAAGCUGAAGCUGCGUCAGUCGGGCAGCAUCAUCACGGCCGAGGGCCCGCGCUGCAGCCUGCGCAGCCGCACCAUGUACUCCAAUGCCGACCCAGACUACCUGCGCAUGACCGCCAUCAACAUCCCCGCUGCGCUGGUGGUUCUGGGCGGCGUGUUCAGCGUGGACGACUUGACAGGCUUUGAGAUCACGAAGCUGAUUGAGCUGCCGGAGCCGGGUGGCAUUGUGGCGCUCUGGGGCUUCCUGCUGCCCAUUGUGUAUGUGCUGGCUUCCAGCAUCACUAACGUCAUUUUCAGGGAUGCGCUCAUCCUGAAGGCCCCCUGCCCCAACUGCGGAACCGAAGCCGUGACUUACUUUGGCGACAUCCUGACCGUGGCCGGCAACCGCAAGACGAACGAAAUCAAGUGCAGCAGCUGCCAGAGCAGUCUGGUGUUUGAUUCUACGACGCGCGAGGUCAAGUGCGACCCUCCAGAGGCGAAGGCCAAGGCAGCAUGAACGGCCUUGCGGUCGCAUCAUUUCAGAUCAGUCAACUCGGGGUCUGUCCUGCGGGCAUGAGCAGCCCGUCCACCUGCCAUGUACAUCUACUUAUUUUUUAAUUCCCUCCAUGCCCAGAGUCACGGUGUUGCUGGCAAUCUUUUGCUAGUUGUAAACAGAUCUAUGCAGCUAUC